Messenger RNA from Plasmodium yoelii, 2058 nucleotides. Its product is annotated as conserved protein, unknown function. The transcript has a single exon. NCBI's taxonomy places the organism in Eukaryota, Apicomplexa, Aconoidasida, Haemosporida, Plasmodiidae. The coding region runs from base 1 to 2058 and encodes 685 amino acids. The record is from RefSeq and is a predicted model, not a curated record.
AUGGAAAAGUUUUCUUGGCGUUGUAUACGUAUAGUUAAAUGGAAACAAAAUGUGCUAAAGAGGGAAUUUAGUAAAUAUUCAAGCACACAAAAGGUACAUAAUAAUAGUGGUAAUAAUAAUGGUAAUAAUAGUGGUAAUAAUAAUGGUAAUAAUAGUGGUAAUAAUAAUGGUAAUAAUAGUGGUAAUAAUAAUGGUAAUAAUAGUGGUAAUAAUAAUGGUAAUGAUAAUGCGAAUCCUAUGGUUAAGCAAAAUAUAAAACCCUUUUCAGAUACACAUACAUAUAGUGAUAUAGAUUCCAAUAGUAAGCAGAUUAUUGAAAGAUAUCAAAAUUUGAUAAAAGAGGCGAAUAAAAAUCAAGAGGGGGGAGAAAAGGCACAAAAGAAAGAAGAUCGUUUUCCUCAAAAUUUAGUGAGUAAGUAUAAUGGCCAAAAUAAUGGCCAAAAUAAGGUAAAAGAUAUGGAUAAGGUAAACGAUAUGAAUAAGGUAAAAGAUGAUAACACUAACUUGACUCCAAAUAAAGACGAAAAAUACAUAAUUUUAAAAAAACAAAUAACAAAAGAAUUUAUUCAUAAAGUAUUUUUACCCCAUGUUGAAUCACAAAUAAUUUAUCAUAUAAAAACUUAUACCCCUGAUCAAAUUGUAAAUAUUUUUCACAUCUAUUCUUAUUUAUACUAUUUUGAUAAAAAAAAAGAAAUAGUAGAUCAAUUAUUAGAAUAUUUAAAAUAUCGUUUAGAUUGUUUUAGUGUAAAUAAUAUAGUACUAGUAUUAGAACCACUAUAUAUAUUAAAUAAAAUUAAUAAUAUAUAUAUAUAUAGAUUAAUUAUAAAUUAUAUUAAUAAAAUAUCAGAUAAAUUUAAUUUAUAUAAUUAUAUUGGUAUUUCCAGAAUUUUUACAAAAAUAUUAAUUGAUUUGUAUGCUCAAGAAAAUUCUACAACUAAUACAAAAAUAGUUUUAACAAAUUUAUUAAAAUAUAUAAGACACUCAAAAUAUAGAAAAGAAUUACCUUUAAAUCAAAAAAAUAUAUCACAUAAAAUUUUUAUUAUUCAAUUUAUGAAUCAAAUAAUUGAUCGAAUCGAUAGUCAAUUACAUUUGUUAUCAGCCAUUGAACUAACUGAUAUGUUAACAGUUAUAUCAAAUUAUUCAUUUAAAAAUGAUUAUUCGAAAUAUUAUAUCCCAAAAGAGUUAGCUAAAAAUAAUUCAGAAUCAAUAGAACCUCAAAAUAAAGAUGAACAAACAUCUACAUUAUUUAAUGAGUCUUAUACUCAUACAUUAACACAAAAUAAUGCAUAUUUUUUUAAAGAAAAUGUUAUGUAUUUUAUAAUUAUAAAAGAAAUGAUAAAAAAAUAUGAUAAUUUAACUACUUUGCAUAAAAUAACAAAUUUAUAUAGUUUAUCAAAAUUAUGUAUAUAUGAUGAUGAAUUUAUUCAAUUAAUUGAAAAAGACAUAAAUAAUUAUCAUUAUAUAAAUAAUAUUCAUCAUAAAUAUUUAGCAUUAUUAGUUUGGUGUUUAUUUAAAUUUAAAAUUUUAAAUAAACAUAUAGAUAAAUUAAAACCGAUAAUUAAACAAAAUAUUUUUAAUUUUAAUGCCAAAGGUCUUUCAAGAUUAUGUCAUUCUAUUUCAUCCGAAAAAGAAAUAUUACACAAAAUAGCUAACAAUCUAAUUAAUAAUAUACCAAAUAUGACUAUUAACGAAUUUUUAUGUUAUUUUUAUUCAGUAGUUUAUCUUGACUUAUUACCAUUUUAUGAUUCCCCUGAUGGAAAAAAUUAUGAACAGGACAUAAAAAAAAAAAAUUAUAGUAAUGAUCACCGAUCACAAGUAAAUGCAAAUCAAGAUCUUGGCGAUAAAAAUAUAACUGGAACUAAUGAGUUACAACUUUUAAAUAAAAAUGAUAUAUUAAAAAAGUGUAUCGAUUUCAUUAAUGAUAAUAAAAAAGAUUUAGGAAAAGAUGAAAUGACAAAAAUUGUUUUGCUUUUAAAGAAAAAAGGUCAAGGAAAGUAUCUACAUGUAUUAGAUAUGUUGCCAGAAGAAUGGAAAGGUAUUCUUCAUUUGAUAAACUAG